Archocentrus centrarchus (flier cichlid) is the source of this 2940-nucleotide messenger RNA. RefSeq names its product putative methyltransferase NSUN7. The record is from RefSeq and is a predicted model, not a curated record. Lineage: Eukaryota; Metazoa; Chordata; Actinopteri; Cichliformes; Cichlidae. The coding region runs from base 361 to 2655 and encodes 764 amino acids. Gene Ontology annotation, molecular function: methyltransferase activity. The transcript is spliced from 13 exons.
GAAGAACGGGGCUUCAACAUUAGCAUGCGGUUGCCCUGGUGAGGGAAGCAAGCUACAGUAAGCCAAACCGGCGGCGUAAUGUUGAUGUUUAGAAAGUUUGUUUUUAAGUGGAGACUCUGCAGUGGAUCAUUUUUAUAAAUCAUUCAUCAGAAGGCUCCGGGAGGACUUGUAGUAAAUAUCCGGGGAGACGCUCGGGUCGAGGUUUGUGUUUUUUUUUGGAGGGGGAGAAUUUGGCAGUUAAAACUUAACUGAACAACAAGCAGCAGCGCCAGUACCGUUAAGCUACCUGCGCAGGGAACUAUGGAGAAUAACGGGGAGAUCUUCUCAAAAGGUGUCUGAGAGAAAAUCUGACCUUAGAAGAUGGUGAAAAAUAAGAACAGCAGAAGGCUUCACAAGUGCCCUUCCCAAAACAAGACAAAAAAGUCUGUUUCCCAGAUUACAAGCAGCAAAGACCUGAUCCAGCUGGAUGAUCAAGCUGAAAGUGACAACACUGCAGCUCCUCCAGAGCCCCAGAUCACCAUCCAAAGCCAGCGGGGCUUCCCAGACAGAGUUUACCUGCUGGCAUCAGUGAUCUUUCAGAAUAACCACCUGAAGAAACCCACUGCACACCAACUGGUGAAUUAUGGCAGUGAAAGAGAACUUCCGUUGCCUGAAGUCAGAGAUGAGGAGGAACAGCGUGCAGCUUAUGAGCUGGCCUUCAGCACACUUAAAUAUCAAGAACUGCUGGAGGACAUCAUGACUGACAGCUGCUUUUAUCUCACUCAGCCGAUGCCAGACGAACAGAUGAGCCUUGCUGCCGUCAUGCUCUAUGACUUCCAGGACAGGAAGUUCCUCCCUCGUGAAUGCAAACUGGAGGAGGAGAUCGUACAGGAAGUUAGAGAUUUAGAAGACUACCUCCUCAGGUUUAAAACCAGGCUGGCUGCCUCUCUGGCCCGCUGCAGGAUCAAACAUGAUCUCUUGUCCAUUGAGUGUAUCCUGCCAGAGAGUGUGAAGAAGAAGCAAGAGCGAUCGAGCAAUCUUCCACUUUACGCAUGGGUCAACACACUGAAGAGCAGUCUUGAUGAGGUCCAAGGUGUCCUGAAGAGCGCUGGCUUCUCACAGGUGAAAUCGAUUGGGCAGUUGGAGGGCCAGACCUUCUGCCAGGAUCCCCACUGUGGGGAUUUACUUGUAUUCCCUGCUCAGCUGAAAGCUCAGCUGUACUCCACCAAGCUGCUUAGCGAACACAAACUCAUCAUCCAGGAUAAGUCAUGCAGCUUGGGCCCAAAUGCUGUGUGCUCCCUGCUGCCAGAGGAAGGACAUGUCCUUAUGGUGGGCUCCUUCUCCGGCCUCACCGUCUCCCACACCGCUUCCCUAAUUGCAGAAAAGUAUAAAGCCAACAGCAGCAACCAGCCCCAAGUCUACGUUUGUGUCAACAACUACACAGAAGCUCAAAGGGAGGAGCUCGAGCUCACUGUCUCUGCAAUGGGCUGCAACAAUGUGAAACUGAUACUGGAGGAAUUUCAGUCUUUGCAUGCCUGUAACAAGCAACUUCAAAAAGUGUGCGUUAUCCUGUUGACCCCCAAGUGUUCUGUGUCUGCAAUCAGCAACCCAGUUGAUUUCAUACUGCAAGAAAAUGGAGACACAGACCUGCUGCAGGACCUGUCCCAGGGCUCCAUAGCCCAAAGCAAACUGGAAUCCCUGGUAGCACAGCAGAGGAAGGAUAUUGAUCAUGCCUUGAUGUUCCCCAAAGUUUUGGCUGUAGUGUAUUCCACGUGUUCAUCAUACCCAGAAGAGAAUGCCGACGUGGUUAGAAAGGCAUUGCAGAAAGCUCAGGCCCUUUCAGACCAGGAGGGGGAACCAAAACAAGCAAAGUUCAGGUUAGGCCUUUCGCCUUUCAGCUCCUCUGAGUAUGCAGAGGCCACAGAUGAAAAAGACAAUUUCUUCAUACUGGAGCCCACGGAGCACACAAAUGGCUCCUUUCUGGCUGUUCUUACUAGAGAGCCCGAGGCACCACACAACGUAAUAGCCAGAGCAAAUGCCAGAGGCAUACUGGACAAACUCGGCUCCAACCACCUUACCAGAAAAGAACACCACGGAAACGCCAGCAGGAUGAAAAAAGCAGCCAGUGUACGCACCACCCAGUCCCACCUCUCUGCCAGCAUUCAGCCCAAACAUCAGCAGACCAAGAGCAGUGACAGUGCUAAACUCUGUGGACACCAGGCUCUUAAUAACAUGCAGCAGUCAUCACAAGGAAAACCCAAAUCACUGUACCCGCAUGCCUUAAAGAGCACCAUAACAAGCUCUUUCUCUCACUCCAGACAAGAAUGCACCAGAUCCUCUUGUUCCUCUUCCAAACUAGAAAAAAGUGCUACUCCCAUCACCACUGCUCUGCAUGCUUCUUCUUCUCCUGCCACUCCUGUGGUCCCAGCGGUCCGCUCGCGUGAAGCUCAUAUGGAGGUGCUGAAACCUGCGCUGUUCGUCCUGCCUCCUGUUCACUUCCCCAACUUUUUUCCACCCCAGCACAGCCAAUCAAGAUUCAGCCCCAGCCUCACCAACAAGUUUAAGAGACCAGCUCAAAUUGUUUCCUCCCGCUCCAGUGGUGGUCUCUCCAAAGAUGCUAGGGAAAAGCCCUUCCUGUGUUUUGACUUCACAAAGACAACUAUUAAGAAGAGCUAGCUUUUGUUAAAUGUCUAUUUAAAUAAAGUCAGCAGGGCCUGAAAUGUACAUAAAAAGUUCUACUUCAUGACACAGAGCAUGUGAAUGCCAAGUCACCCUAAAUGCUUGUACUAGCAUUAUUGCUUCUUGUUAUUUCAAUGUCAUUCCUGUGUGCCAUAAAGAACAACCUUGCCAGAGUCAAGACCAGUCAAACUGUAUAUAUUUAUAUUGCUAUGCCAUGUCAUUUCAAUGUCAACACACGAUGAAUAGCUCUUAUCUGCAGUUCCUCUGCCCUGAAAAAUUAAA